Molecule: messenger RNA, 954 nt
Organism: Acanthosepion pharaonis
Lineage: Eukaryota; Metazoa; Mollusca; Cephalopoda; Sepiida; Sepiidae
Source: the annotation of a GenBank genome assembly
AUGGUAUGCCCUUACUGCAACAAACAUGGUAUUUGCGACAAAAGUUCCAAAAGUUUACUUAAUGAUUACGAAUAUACAUGCAAAUGUAACACAGGAUGGAGAGGUCCAUAUUGCACCAUCGAUGCACGUUGUGACCCUCUCAACUGUCCUUGCUAUGGACCAGAUAACAACUACACGUGUGAUUGCCCCAACGGCUAUAGAUUUGUGGAUAAAUGUGUUGAUAUAAAUGAAUGCAACUUGAAAACAACAAACAACUGUUCUCAAGCUUGUGAAAAUACUAUUGGGAGUUACAAAUGCUCUUGCAACAAAGGCUAUUUAUUGGUCAACAAAACAGAAUGCAUCAAUCUAGACGAAUGCGCCCUUUCUCUUCAUAAAUGUGAUCAGAUUUGCAAAGACACUGAAGGAUCUUACAAUUGCUCCUGUUAUCCCGGCUACAAAUUUAAUGGAACUUCGUGCAUAAAAGAAAUUGAUCUUUGCAACGGAACAAAUGCAUGCUCUAAUGCCAGCGGAUGUACAGUUUUGAACGGAUUAACAAAAUGUUUUUGUGACAGCGGAUUAGCAUUUAACAAUAAUACAAAUGCGUGUGAAGGUAAGCCGUUUUAUUUUCCCGUAACUGUUCCUAUAGGCCGGAAUAUCAUAAAACGAGAAUACCUGAUCAUUAUCUAUUUUUCUUUCUAUCUUUCUAUCUAUCUAUCUAUCUAUCUAUCUAUCUAUCUAUCUAUCUAUCUAGCACAGUCUCUCCAUUCUAUCAAUCUAUCUACCACACACAAUAUGUUCAUAAUAUCUAUCUAUCUAUCUAUCUAUCUAUCUAUCUAUCUAUCUAUCUAUCUUAGUCCAUUCAUAAUAUCUGUAUAUCUACCUAAAUACCUAUCACACCCUGUUCAAUCUAUCUAUCUAUCUAUCUAUCUAUCUAUCUAUAUAUCUAUCUAUCUAUCUAUCUAUCUAUCUAUCUAG